Messenger RNA from Lontra canadensis (Northern American river otter), 4026 nucleotides. RefSeq names its product MIS18 binding protein 1 (gene MIS18BP1). Bases 410 to 3730 code for a protein of 1106 amino acids. The record is from RefSeq and is a predicted model, not a curated record. The transcript is spliced from 16 exons. NCBI's taxonomy places the organism in Eukaryota, Metazoa, Chordata, Mammalia, Carnivora, Mustelidae.
GGUUACCCUCCUCUUGUGGAAACAGCAUUGUCUGCGCGGUAGGGGCCACCCCCAGUUUUUUCGAGUCACUCAGUGACGCAGUUCCUGAGCGCGCCAAUAAGGGGCUGGCUGGAGGGCGGGCUCUUCAAAUUUGAAUUCCCAAACUGUUAUGGGUGUCGGGGAACCUCGCGGAGGAAGUGAGGGUCACCUGAGGCUCGGCUGCGGGGCGUGGAGCCGACUUGGGUGGGAGGCGCGAGCCCUGGGAUCGCCCAACCCACGCGAAGCCAAGCCCGGACUGCUGCCUUCUAGCCCUGUCAGGCUCUUCACCCAAGGUUCCUCUGGGCCCCUGCUGAAGGUCUACUACCCUGAACAUUGUGUUUAACUGACCUAUCUAUCUGUUAGAGAAAAUUUGUUUCUACUGUUUAUCAAGAUGAUUGCAACACCUUUGAAACACCCAGAAAUUCAAUUGUCUUCAGAGACCUCUUCUCCAAGAAGGAAUAUGCCCAUGCAAGCAAUCUUUUUUGACAGCAUUCCUGCAGGCACACUUACUCCUGUGAAAGAUUUGGCAAAAUAUCAGAACCCCUUUUUAACAUUGAAGGACUAUAAAAAGAAUAAUUUCCUAAAAAUGACAAAUUUUAAUAAUAAAAAUAUAUUUCAUUCCACCAUGCUAGCAGAGGCUACCACCUCUAACAGCUCUCUUGAUAUCAGUGCUAUAAAGCCCAACAAGGAUAGAUUAAAAAAUAAAACAAACUAUGAAUCACCAGGAAAAAUAUUUCAAAGAAUGAAAGAAAAAGUACUGCGUGACAAGCAAGAACAAGCAUCAGGAAACAGGAGUUUGUUGGAACCACCAAAAAGUGAAAAGAAAAUUUUCACUCCUAAAGGAGCUGAGAAAAGACUAUUGCAGUAUACCUACGUCUGUGAAGAAAAGGAAAACAACAAAUCAUCCCAAUCAGAUAACAGUUCACCAAAAGAGGUUCCAUUUCUGAACCAAGAACAUGAAAAUGUUUCAGCUGCUGGAUUCUCAAACAAAGCAUUACCUAGAGCUCAGUUGGCUAAACAAAUUCUUCAUUCAAAGGAGAAUACAUUUGUAACCGCUAAGUCUAAAAAGGACACCUUUAUUUUAGAAGGCGUUGAUUCUGUCAUUGAAAAAUCCCAAAAUUCUACUCUUGAGACUCUAAAUACUGACUGUGUUCCUGUUAAAAAUGAUGGCCAGUCAGUGGUUUCUGGUGGUAAGAUACCGACAGAAAGGAAUUCACAACAGGAAAUUAAGGAAGGAAAUGAGAACACAAUGCCCAGAGAGACUGAUGUCCUGGGUUCCAUGAAUGAUACAUGUAAAAUUGUGCUUGCAACUCCAAGAUUUCAUAUAACAAUACCUCGGAAAUCAAAAAGAAAUGCUUCAAAUCAUUCUCCUCCAAGUACACUUCAAACUCUUACAAAUGAAGUUAAAAAGAAUAAGGUGGUCCAGCUACAAGAAUGGAUGAUUAAAAUCAUAAAUAAUAAUACCGCUAUAUGUGUAGAAGGAAAAUUGACAGACAUCACUAACAUAUAUUGGCACAGUAAUGUCAUUAUAGAACGGAUUAAGCACAACAAACUUAGGACUUUAUCAGGCAAUAUUUACAUAUUAAAAGGGAUGAUAGAUCGGAUUUCCAUGAAGGAAGCAGGAUAUCCAAAUUAUCUCAUAAGGAAGUUUAUGUUUGGCUUUCCCGAAAAAUGGAAAGAGCAUAUUGAUAAUUUUCUAGAACAAUUAAGGGCUUGUGAAAAGAAAGAGAGAAAGGCCAGACAAAAACAGAAAACGGGAAGAUUUGUCCCUGAUAUACAAAAAUCAUCAAAAAAUGAUGCGAGAGAAAACCAAACAGAUGUCCUCCAAAAAGCCAGCACUACUUAUGACAUUGAUUGUUGUCAUUUGGAAGUGAAAAAUAGUAAGCGCAGUAGGUUGCCAGGAGCCACAGAAUUAAACGUGUGCCAUGGUAAUUGCCAAAAUAAACCACCAUUAAGGCUCCCAGAUGACCAAGUAAAUAAUACUUUUCAAAAUGGAGGAGGAAAUGACUUAUCUAAUGAGGAAUUAAAUGGGAAGAAAGAAUAUGAAAACGUGUCUUCAAAGAAACUUGAAAAUUAUGAAAGAGCAGAUGAAACGAUAAUUAAAAGUCAGAAGCAAGAGAGAACUGAAGAAUCGAAUGUAUCCAUUGACAUUCUAACCUCAAGACAACGGUUUUUCUCAGACAAAGAAAGAAAAUGUAUGGCUAUUAAUCAGAAGGAAGCUUAUAUUUUAGUGACACCACUUAAGUCUAAAAAAGUGAUAGAACAAAAAUGCAUGAAGUAUAAUCUGUCCUGUGGCACCAUUAAAGCAGUAACAGAUUUUGCAGUGCCAAAUCAUCAGAAAGAAAGUAAAUCAGACUUAAAUGGAACUGCACAUUUGAUCAGUAAGCCCACAAAGACCUUCAAAAAUGCAUUUGAGUACAGUGUGGAUCAGAAAAAUAAAAACAAGGAAGAUUGCAAUGAAUGUGAUUUGCUCACUGUCAACCAGAAAAUCAAAGUAUCUCAUCCUAAAAAGGAAAAGACGGUCACCUCCGAUUUUAAGAAAAAUACAAGGUUGUUACCAACAUUGAAGAAAAUAAAAAAGGCAUCUAUGUUAUUUUAUGAGCAUCAGUCUUCAUCAGAUUUUUCUAGUGAAGAGAGCGAAACAGAAAAGCGAAUUAGAAAGAAAGCUGAAAUUGCUAAGAAAACCAGAGCAAGGAAUACCAAAGAAACAGUGGUUCACCUCAGGAAAAACACAAGAACCACCACAAGGAAAAUCCCAGUGAUUUCUGAAUCUGAAACUGAAGAAAGUGAAAGUGAAUUUUAUAUCAAACAAAAGAAAGCUAGAUGUUCUGCUAAAGAAAAUCUUCAGAAAGCUGGUAUUAGGAAUGAGUCUCGAAUUAUUGAGGCAGUGGGCUCUAAUGAGACAAAUAAGCAUUCCUUUGAAUGUUUUCCUGGUAUAAUUCAGGAUGAAGAAUGGAAUGAGAAGGAAUUACAGAAACUUCAUUGUGCUUUUGCAUCUCUUCCAAAGCACAAACCUGGUUUCUGGUCAGAUGUAGCUAUGGCUGUAGGUUCUCGAUCUGCUGAAGAAUGCCAGAGGAAAUACAUGGAAGAUCCCAGAGAAAAAGGAUCCCAGAAACCUGUCACUAAGAAAAAAACAGUCAGUCCCAAAGGCCAAAAUGGCAAGAUAGUUGAUGCUGAUAAGAAGCAAAUUAUUAAGAUAACUGCCAAAGUGGGAACUCUUAAAAGGAAGCAGCAAAUGAGGGAUUUUCUGGAACAGUUGCCAAAAGAUGAUCAUGAUGAUUUUUUCAGUACAACACCUUUGCAGAAUCAAAGAGUACUGUUGCCAAGUCUCCAGGACAGUGCAGAAGAGGAUGAUAUUCUGCCAAGUAUGGAUAAAAAUCCAACAACUCCAUCAUCAGUUGUCUUUCCAUUGGCAAAAACUCCUCAGUGUCAACAUGUCAGUCCUGGCAUGCUAGCCUCUAUAAAUAGGAAUGAUUGUGAUAAAUAUGUCUUUCGUAUGCAAAAAAACCAUAGAAGUAAAGGUGGCAUUGUCUGGGGCAAUAUCAAGAAAAAAGUUGAAACUGAUUUUUUAACUCCAACAUCAAAGAAAGAAACCCUGUUUAACAAAGAAUUAGGAGAAAAUUCUGGUAUUGGAAAACUUUUCACUAAUGCUAUGGAGUCUUUAGAUGAAGAAGACAAAGAUUAUUAUUUUUCAAAUUCUGAUUCUGCAUAGUAAAAAUGAGAAAAUAUUUCCAGGAUUUUUAUCAAGAAGCAGAUAAUUUGUAUCUUCUUUUGGAAUACAUGUAUUUCCCUUAUAAUAUACCUUCAUAUGAAAUUGUGGAAGGUUUUAGGAGUUUGUAUUCAGAGUAAAACAUCCUCCUGUAAAUAUUGCUCAUUGCGGCAGGUUACUAAAAUAUAAGGACAGUUGUUUUGCUUGUAUAGAUAUUUGUCAAUUUCUGCAAUAUUAAAAUAUUCUAGGGGUACCUGGGUGGCUCAGGGGUUAGAGCCUCUGCCUUCGGCUCGGGUCAU